AUGUCUCUGUCGUCAUCCACGGCACCAUUGCAUCGUGAAGUGCGUCGCGUACAGGCACGUCACCGUCGACGUGAGGCUGCUGCACCUUAUUCUAUGUUCAAACAUGUUGAAGGAGGCGAAAAGAGGGAUGAAGAGACGUCGUCUACACGCAGAGACGGGUUCUUUUCUCGUCUUGCUAGUUAUAUUCCUAUAGUAAAUAAACUAAUGAAAGAAGAAGAAGAAGACGAAGUGGAAGAAGAUCACGUAAAAACACGAGAUAGCGAGAUGGAAGACGACAUUCAGACAACACAGGAAAAUGAUGAAGAAGAAGAGGAGGAGGAAAAGAAGAAGGAGGAGGAGAUGAUGUUGUGUGCAGGAAAGAUAAAGAAAACCAUGUUGGAUGCUGCUACGUCGCCCAUGAAACAUGAGGUCACACACAAGAAGAAGACAUCGCCACGAUUUUUGAGACAAAACAAAAGCAAGAAAGGAUCUCAGACACUGAGCUUUUCUUCUGCUUCUUCUUUUUGUGAGAGUGGUAGUGAAAACGGUGAAGAUUGUCUUGAUAAUGAGGAAAAACGUGACGAUAAUUGUGUAUCUCUUCCUGGACCCUCACAGCAGUCCAAGAAAGUGCGCAGCAUUACUCAACGUCGCAGGAAAUCUAUUGCAACGUCGCCUUAUGACUCGGCCCUGGCGGCGAUUAAAGAAAUGAAGACCAUUACACUCGAAGAGUAUGAGCGACUGCAGCAUCAACUGCAUGAAAUGGUGGAGACAACGCCCCAGACGCAGCUGGCGAUGACACAAGCUGCUUUGGCCAACGGUCUUGAGCGCCCGUUCACGCGGGGCUUCCCAGGUCCACCGUCGUUUCCAGGCUAUAUGUCUGGCUUGACUGUUAAUCCGAGCCAUGAUUCCUUGGUCAUUCAGAACGAAAGGAAGCGUGGAUCUGCGGAUGGUGUACCCUUUUCCAAACGUCCUAGGAAUCGCGAGAACGCACAAUCUAUCUUUUCGGGAACCUCUUUGCGCGGACUGCUUACGCGUGAGGAACGCCUUCUGCGAAAGCCGCGUCCUUCACGUCUUUUGACAGGAGCUAAGCGUAACGCCUCCGAGCGCAACGCGUACUCUGCUGCUGUUGUGGAGAAGAUUUUGACGACGCUCAACAAGUUGCAGACUCCGCUGGAGCGAGAGACGCAGAAGCCGACACCGUCUACAUCGAUGUCAUGGGCGAAGUACCAUUUGUCCUUGGUGGAUGGUCAACAGAAGAGCCUUGGCAAUGAAGCGGAGGCUAACAACGAUGACGUGCCUCCGCCGACAACUACCGUCCCUCGCGUGGCAUUCCCGCAACCUUCGGCGAUAGUUGCUGCUUCGUCGUUUGGUGGCACACAGAGCACUGUGGUUGAUACUCCUCUAAAGAGCGCUAAUGCUGUGUCAAACGGCGUGGCCUCGUUGUUCUCGCCACAGGUGAUAUCUAUGACCCCUGCACCCAUUGCCAAGAUAUUUGCAACUGGCCAGCUACAGUAUCAGACGACAGGCCAGUUCAAAUUUACACUUCCGGUUCGUGUUGAAGGAGUGCAGCAGGCGGAAGUGGAUGACGAAGAUACUCGUGUUCAAUUUGUGUUUUCUCCUCCGCCUAGUAUGCGUGAUCCACCCGUGAAAGUUUCCAACCGAAAGACUGCACGUAAGGAUGGCGGCCACGCUCCUCCAUUCGACUUUGUGCCUUUGUCACCCAAGAUGAAGGUGUCUGAGUGGAUAUCAAAGCCACCAACUGUUAAAGAGCUCGAGAAGCCGAAGGCUGACGUAGGAAACUUUGUUACGGAUGAGGAGGGUAGUUCAGAUAUGACGGGUGCUGCACCUCCUGCUUCUCUCACAGGUGCUGUGAAUCCUCUUGCCAGAUUCAUGCAGCUGAAACCUGGGCAAUGGAAGUGUCCUGCAUGUAGCGUUUUGAACGAGGCGAUAAGUGCGAAGUGCCCAUGCUGUGAAACAGCUAAGCCCGGAGGUGAUGCUGCAGAAAAGAUUUCUUCGACGGCGUUAAAAAACGCUUUUGGAGAAAUUACAUCUAGUGGCUUUAGCUUUGGUGUGACCACUAUAAAUGAUAAAACGAUUGAUGCCGAGAAGCCGGUAGGUGGCUCGAUUACGGAGGGUGGCUUCGGAGUCCCUUUUGUUGUGGACUCGAAAAAUGAUAAAGAGAAGCCUGCUACAUUUGGUGGUUUUAGUUUCGGUGCACCUGCGUCUGAUGCAACGAAGGAUGCGGAUAGUUCUGCUGCGGCAAUAAUCAAGUCGGGUGGAUUCAGUUUUGGUGCACCUGUGGCUGCUGCAGCCAAGGAUGCUGAUAGUUCUGCCGCGGCAAUCACGCCGGGUGGAUUUAGUUUUGGUGCGCCUGCGUCUGCUGCAGCCAAGAAUGCUGAUAGUUCUGCUGCGGCAAUCACGCCGGGCGGAUUUAGUUUUGGUGCGCCUUCGUCUGCUGCAGCCAAGGAUGCUGAUAGUUCUGCCGCGGCAAUCACGUCGGGUGGAUUUAGUUUUGGUGCACCUGCGUCUGCUGCAGCCAAGGAUGCUGAUAGUUCUGCCGCGGCGAUCACGCCGGGUGGAUUUAGUUUUGGUGCACCUGCGUCUGCUGCAGCCAAGAAUGCUGAUAGUUCUGCCGUGGCAAUCACAUCGGGCGGAUUUAGUUUUGGUGCGCCUUCGUCUGCUGCAGCCAAGGAUGGUGAUAAUUCUGCCACGGCAACUACGUCGGAACGAUAUAGUGCUACAGCCCCUGUCGCUUCCUCGGAAAAUAAGAUUGCCGGAGACUUAAGUUCUGAUGCUACCGCUGUAUUGAAUGCGAGAGCGGCUUUUUCUGCAAGCGCUGCUCCGAACUCGUUUGGAAUUUCUGCUUCUGUAAAGAAGACCGAUGAUGCAUUGACGAAAAUGUCUGCCGUGACCAGUGAGGCUGCUUCUGCUCCAUCUUUUUCUUUUAGCGCACCGACAGCGCCGACGCCCACUCCAGAUCAAGCGUCGGCAGCUACGAAAUUAGCGAGUGUCUCGAGUGGGUUCACGUUUGGUGCCACCAAUACCAACACCGCUGACAGCAACAGCAAGGGCAAGCGUAAAACACCAGAGGCCGAAGCACGAACCAACGAUUCUGCUCCGUCGUUCAGUUUUGGUAUGGCCAUGCCUACGAACACUAAGGCGGACGCUGGAUUCAGCUUUGGCGUGGGUUCGGGGCCGAUGCAGGUGAGCCCGAAUGAAUCAGGUCGUCCGAACGAAUCAGGUCGUCCGAACGAAUCAGAUCGGCCGAAGAAGCGUCUGGCUGGGUCUGCAGACUCGUCCGGCUCAAAGCCUGCCGGAUCGGUUUUUGCGUUUAAUAUGGCUUCAAAGCCACCUCAAGUGCCAGCCAAGGAGCCCGCUACGACAUCUUCGUCGACACCUUCAUUCAACUUUGGUGGAUCAAGCAGCUCUAGAACCACGCAAAACCCGAAAGAGUCCACAUCUUCCACUUUUAACUUUGGUGUCACCUCUACCGAAAAAGCUAGCACACCGAUGGAUGCGCAGAAACUGCCUUCUGCGACUGGUUUUACGUUUGGAUCAUCGUCGGCAGCAGAACCCAAGUCUACCGCUGGCUUUGGACAGAACGCAGAGUCUAAGACUCCUGCUUUUUCAUUUGGUGCUUUGGCAUCCACUUCGGCGCUUACUUCGUCUGCUUCAGCCCGUGCUACUUUGACUCAAGCCACUCCAACAUCUACUUCAUCUCCUGCAGGCUUCACUUUCAGCCAGGACACGACGUCUGCUACUAGUAAUGUCCCUGCUUUUAGUGCUGCUGCGUCUUCUGCUCCCGCGUUUGGCUUUGGAGUUUCUGUGCCAACGGCGCUUCCAGCGGGAACGUCGACUCCUCUAAUCGCGGAGGUGUCAUCGGCUGCUGCUUCGACGCCGGCGUUUACGUUCGGCUCGUCUUUUGUCAAACCAGCGGGAUCUCCAACGUUUGGCCAGACGUCUGCAAGCACAUCGAGUUUUAGUUCUACGUCGACUGUUCGUGGACCGAACACGUCUAAUGUGUUUGGAUCUGGAGCAAACGCAGGAAGCUUUGGUAGUACGUUUACUGCUACUCCCUCGACGACGUUCGGUACCUCUGCAUCUUCAGCUCCAGCUGCACCAGCGUUUUCUUUCAAAACAUCAAGCCAAUCUCCCGCUGCAAGUGCGCUCGUACCCGCGGCUGCAACCCAGUCAGCGUUUUCGUUCGGGGCAUCAAGUGCCUCGUACCCCGGCUGCAACCCAGUCAGCGUUUUCGUUCGGGGCAUCAAGUGCUCCAGCCCCGAGUGGAUAUGGAGCUGCGCCUGCAGUCGUAAGUGGCUUCGGAUCCGGUGGCCACACCGGUGGAUUUGGCGCCGCACCUGGUGGCUCAGAACUUCCAGUCCUGCGCCUGCCUUCGGUAACCAGUCUGAUUUGGCAUUUGCUCCGCCGCAGUCCACAUUUCCAGGAUAUGGUGCACCUAAUGGCUUCAGCAGCGGCCCACCGAGCUCUGGCUUCCACCAAGCAGCUCCUGCGUUUGGCGCCGCUCCAAACACAUCUUUCGGGGCUACUACCCCUGCUUCUGGUUUCGGAACUCCUGCUGCAGGAGCUUUUGGCGCUCCCGCUGACGGUGGGUUUAACAUCGGUGCUGCUCCGCAGCAUGCUAAAGGUAGACGCAUUCUAAAGGCCAAGAGCCGCAAACGGCGAACGUCAUAA
This is a messenger RNA of Peronospora belbahrii, 4671 nucleotides long. The record is from the annotation of a GenBank genome assembly. NCBI's taxonomy places the organism in Eukaryota, Oomycota, Peronosporomycetes, Peronosporales, Peronosporaceae.